AUGCUGGUAUUGGAAAGGCUUAACUCAUUCAUAGAAAACAAAUACGCUACAUCCAAUUGGAAGAAAAAAAAAUUCGUCUGGAGAUACAGUUUAUAUUUUAACAUUUUUUACGUCUCAUUAGCACUUGGAAUUGUGUAUACAUUAAUUGUUCGAUUAUUAAUUUCAUCCGAAAUAUACAGUAAUCACUUUUGCCAUUCAUCUACGACAUCAUCAGUGAAGAAACUUUAUAUGAUUAUCUUAAUAUUUCUAAUAUUAAUGGGAUUCCUGAACUUUCUUUUUUCUCGUCUUACAUAUAUAUACUCGAAUUUUACAAAUAGAGAAUUUUUUAAUUCAGGGAUUUAUUAUACCAUUCUAGGGUUUUUAAUUAAAUAUAUGUCAUGGAUUUUAUCCUUAAUAUAUAUCUCAUGGAUAUGUUUUUUGUUUGUAAAUAUUAUAACCAUUUUUUUUUCCCCUCGAAACUGGUGUAGCUUGAAAUACAAUAUUUAUGGAAUGGACGCUGUGAACAAUUGUCUCUUAGUUAAAAAUAAGGCCACAGGAUGCGAAAUAGAUAAAGGACUAAUAAACUUACGGACGAAAGAAAGCUGUAACGAUUUCAACAUUUUGAAAGUUCAAAAUUUUCUCUUUCUUAUUCGAUCAGCACCUAACGAAGUAUGCACAUUGAAGGACAAGAAAUUAUGCGAUUUUUUUGUCGAUUUCAUUAAAAAUAAAAAUAUUUCUUGGACUCCCUUUCCAAACUGUUCUGGAAAUACGCCUGACCUUAAAGAAGAAUACUUUUUAGAAAAUCCUAGCACGAAGAGUGACCUGUACUUAUUUUCCAUGUGUCUUAUAUUCUUCUGGUUCGUCACUAGUGCUAUUCUUAUUUCCCUUUUUGUUCUUGUAAAAGUGAGUACACCUAUUGAUUCAUCUUUUAUUGUGAAUGAAGAACGAUUUAACUUUUUUUUCAAAUUUACACGUAUUUUAGAUGUGUGGAGAUGA
Messenger RNA from Plasmodium gonderi, 975 nucleotides. RefSeq lists its product as hypothetical. The coding region runs from base 1 to 975 and encodes 324 amino acids. Lineage: Eukaryota; Apicomplexa; Aconoidasida; Haemosporida; Plasmodiidae. The transcript has 2 exons. The record is from RefSeq and is a predicted model, not a curated record.